AUGCAGCUUCCGUCGGCUAAACCUACCCUUCUUUAUCUUGAUAUCGGGAGCCUGGCCCGUGGGGAGGUUAUCCGACUGUUCUUCAAAAACGCAGGAGUCGAGUUCGAUGAUGUCGGAUAUCAGUAUGACGAUACUUGGUCAACAACCAGCGCAGAACUCAAGGAAAAGGCAUUAUCGGUGACUGGUCAGGUGCCUGUCCUUGUCUAUGAAGGAAAAGUUCUGACACUGCAUCUGCCAAUUCUAACAUAUCUAGCUAGAGAGCUCGGGGAAUACGACGGAAAUGCAAACCUGGAGAAGUAUCUUCUAGAUGCAGUGGGUGACGUGUAUAAUGACUGCCUUGGCAAUAUCACAGACAGGUUUAGGAACGAGUUUGUUCCCAAAUAUUACAACAUCCUAGCUACAUCCUAUGCUAAGCAAGAGGGCCCUUAUCUCCUGGGUGAAAGGAUUACUUACCCGGAUUUUGUCAUCUACCAGUCUAUCGACAACGACCCGCAGAUUGGAACAUUACCGGCUAUUCUACCGGAGCUUCUCGCCAGGUUCAAAACGGCGUUCGAAGCUCGGCCCAGAGUCGCUCCUUAUCUUGACAGCCGCUGUCGUUGA
Messenger RNA from Aspergillus caelatus, 600 nucleotides. RefSeq names its product glutathione S-transferase. The transcript has 5 exons. Gene Ontology annotation, molecular function: glutathione transferase activity. Bases 1 to 600 code for a protein of 199 amino acids. NCBI's taxonomy places the organism in Eukaryota, Fungi, Ascomycota, Eurotiomycetes, Eurotiales, Aspergillaceae. The record is from RefSeq and is a predicted model, not a curated record. Gene Ontology annotation, biological process: glutathione metabolic process.